AUGGCGAGCACGGCUGGUCUUCCUGAGCGACCACUGGCAAGUGAAUCUACCUAUAGACCCGAGACGGAACCGCUGCUUGGGAUACCGGGAAAUGGGGUCUUCUUGGAGAGAGCGAACAUCGUGAGAAAGACAGUGCCUUUUAUUGGAACGUUGACCGGUAUCAUCGCCGAAAUAGGUGUUCUUGUACUCUGUUGCGAGAUCUGGGCACGCAUCGCCUCCAUUCCCGUCGUCUUCUUCUCCGGCCACCCAAUCGCCAUGUCAACCGCCAUCUUCAUCCUCACCCAGUCUAUCCUCUUCCAGCAGCCCAUCACGUCUGAAAACCUUGACAAGAAACGCCGAGGCCAAUAUGUUCACGCAGCACUCAACCUUGUUGCGUUUAUAGCCAUCGUCACCGGCUUCACCAUAGUCGAAGUGAGCAAAGUUCAAGAAAAUCGGUCACAUUUCCCCCCCUCUCCGCAUGCAGCGUUUGGAGCAUCAACUUUACUCUUGCUUAUCGUGCAGUACAUCAUCGGCUUCACCAUGUGGAUGACUCCUUCGCUGUACGGGGGUGAGGCGCGAGCGAAAUCGCUUUACAAGUAUCAUCGUUUUAGCGGGUAUUUUAUCCUCUUGAUGCUUUUGAUGACGGCAGUGACUGCUGCAUUAACUGGAUAUAAUAAAUAUGUGCUUGGAGUUAGGGACUGGGUUGCUAGUUUGGGGUCUUUUCUCGUUGUCAUCGGCGUGUUUUCGAGGGUUCAGAAGCAGAAACUAGGCUUUGGGGUGAGCCAACAGCCUCAACUAUAG
Messenger RNA from Pochonia chlamydosporia 170, 780 nucleotides. Its product is annotated as cytochrome b561/ferric reductase transmembrane. The coding region runs from base 1 to 780 and encodes 259 amino acids. The record is from RefSeq and is a predicted model, not a curated record. Lineage: Eukaryota; Fungi; Ascomycota; Sordariomycetes; Hypocreales; Clavicipitaceae. Gene Ontology annotation, molecular function: transmembrane monodehydroascorbate reductase activity. The transcript has a single exon.